Porites lobata is the source of this 26451-nucleotide messenger RNA. The record is from the annotation of a GenBank genome assembly. Lineage: Eukaryota; Metazoa; Cnidaria; Anthozoa; Scleractinia; Poritidae.
AUGGCUGGGCACCCUACGAACUUCUCAUCAGUGAGCGAAACAGAAAAACAGAUAAAGCUGGCUUUAUACGCGCUUACAUUUCUGCUUGGAGUUACUGGAAAUUCGCUAGUCCUUGUCAUUCUUUGGAAGAAGCAUCGCAAAUCCGUAAACGAUAUACUUAUUUUUAAUUUAUCCACGUCUGACUUAACGCUGCUGCUGCUCUCUUUACCCGUUAACGUCUUGCUUUUUGGUGGGAUUGAUUUUCCGCUGUUUUUCUGUAAGUUCAUCUGCCCCCUCGUCACAGUUACGUUUAAUGUUGGUAUCUUUACGUUGACUUUUAUGGCAGUUCACCGCUGCCGAGUCAUCAUCAAUUCGCUUAAACCGGAAAUGCGACAUAAAUAUGUUAUCAUGUGGAUUAUUCUCAUUUGGAUGACUGGGUUUCUUCUUUUACUUCCACUCAUAAUAGUGGGAGAGGCUACGAGAGGAGGAUGUACAGAAUCCUGGAGACCGUACCAAAGUCGCAUAUACACUGCUACAUUGUUUGCAUUACAGUACGUCAUACCACUUAUAACUAUCACAGGUGCUUAUAUCAUGAUUGGGAUUGAAAUAGGCAGGGCGAAAAAGCGCCAUGACUCUGACGCACAGGAUCGGUUUGGCUUAAAAAUACGGCGAAAAGAGGAUCUUCAAAUCAUCAAGAUGAUGGGAAUUAUUGUUAUAUUGUUCGCAGUAUUUAUGCUGCCAAUUCAACUGGCGUGGUUUAUAUCGGACUUUGGACCUGCCGAAUAUAAGAAAGUAGCCAAUGUGUUGCUACGGAUAGCUGAUAUUGCAGCGUAUUUACACGCAUGCGUGAAUCCAAUCAUUUACGGAACUAUAACUAAGUUCUUUCGGCGACAAUACAUCAGAUAUCUGAAAUCUGUUUUCGUCUGCAACAAGUGAUUUGAUUUGAUUUAUUUCUUUGUUUUUGUCACGUUACAGGUUGUAUAUACUGAAAAAAAAAAUGUAUAAUAAGAUGGUGACGGUGAAGUCUGAACUGGAAACCUGGAGCUAGAAGAAUUUCUCAGGCGGUAGAUGAAAGCCAGAACACCAUGACAACGAAAAAUAUCUGUCACUGACUAUUCCUAAUUUGUAUGAGGCUGAAAACAUAGUGAUAGCCGUUGUAAUUCUAGGUAACAUAAAUGACGAUUUCCUAGGUUAUCCAAAUAAAAUAAUGGCGAAUUUAACUCAAAAAAGUCAUUCAGAGAUGUCUUUUUAGUCCAUAAGCGAAUUCUCAAAAAGAAAGCUAAAAAUGGAUUUUCGUAGCAUCCUCCUUGGUACCUAGUGAAAUUGGUAUCAAAUUAAAGCUGAAGGACUGAAUAUUUUAAAUCUACUCGUUACCAGGACGGUAACUGGUGCGCAUAAAGGAGAUAGAUAGGAAAGGAGAGGAUACAUUUUGCUUUACUAAUACAAAAACUCUAAUAGAAAUCACGAAAUAUAUACUCGCCCGAAGUUGAUAACACUUUUUAAAAUAUACCAAAAAUUAGUAUUUUGUCACAUUUCAAACUUUUCAAAUAUUUUUUUUUUUUGCCAAGCCGUCGCACCCAUCACUAUGAAAACCCGAAAAAAAAACCUAUUCCCACUAUUUUGUUAAUUAGAAAUGGAUUUCUUUUAUGUUUGCAACCCAGUUCUCUCGAAAAAAUCAAUUGUUUUAAUUUGUGUUUCUACUUGUUAUCGCAUCGGUUUGAGCAACCACAUGGCAGGGUCCACCAUCUUGGAAAUUUGGUGAAUCAGCAGAAGGUAAGAAAUUGCCUAUUCUUUUUUGCAAAUUGGCUUCGUGUUAUCUUUUUAUAGAUGUCUAGUGUAGAGGUGGUGUCUUACAUCCACCUAUUUUAGACAUUUUUAUGGAACAUUUGACAUAAACACGUUAUUUUUUUUAAACAAAGUUUUAAAAACUUAUAAUGAACUAGUACUAUUAAAAGUAAAUAAUGUGAUUUGAAAAAAGGAAAAUAACGUACUUUUACAGGAGCAUGGAACUGUAUUUAUUUACCUAGAAUAUUACCUCUUGUCAUUUAUACUGUUAUAGUCUCUUUCUUUCCUUGGAUGACGUACAGGACAGGCAAUGGCAGGAUAAAUAACCUUAAUCCUGUUCAGUACAACCAUCCCAUUCAAGAACCGACAUCAGCUCCGACAACCUCCAAACUAGGAUUAAUGUUUCUGUCAUGUACAAGAUGAAUCAGGGACGUUGUCCAACGUUUAGAAAAUUGGUCAGCUAAGAUUACAAGCACGUGCGAAGGAACGGAAAGAUGCUAUAUGGGCCAAGGUGAAGGGUUUCAGGGAGGAAGGGCCGAUGGGCCAAUAUCACAGACGAUGACGUUAUCAAUUAUACACUGAUAUUAGGACCGUUGAGAAGCAACUUCAUAUUCUCAGUGAAGACUCUCUCGAAGAUAUAGAGAUUACUUCAUGGUUGGUGAGUGCGUACGAUUUUUAUUCACGAGUUGUGAAGAGUCGCAAACUCACUCGUUCGCUGCGCUCACUCGUUCGUUUGCGAUUCUUCACAACAAGUGAAUAAAAAUCGUACAAGCGAACCAACCAUGAAGUUAUUUGUUUAUUCAAGUACUGAGAUUUCUUGCAAACAAUAAUGACAAUUAACAGCGAUAAGACAAUGAAAUGAGUUUUAUUUACUCAUACGGUCUUUAAAAAUUCAACAUCUUUUCAAAAUGUCUAGACAAUAAAAUGAGUUUUAUUCAUUCGAAAACGUAAAAACUUCAACAUUUUCUUUUCAAAAUUUCAGCAAAGGGAAAAGAGGAAAUUUUAAAGCUAGUGAUACAUAACAACAUAUUCAUAUCAUAGCAAUGUUUUUACUCGACGUCACUGUCCUCCACUGUCACUGCUAUCGAAGCGUUUGGCGUGUUUCCUCAGUUUCCUUUCUUCUGUAACUCUUUCUGUUUGGACAGGAGGACUUUUCUUGUUUUCGCAAAUACGAGGGUCAUUCUUUUUAGAUGUCGUUCAAAAUGAUACUGGCAUUGUUGAAGAGUAUUCAAACGUUAGAUAAAGCUUAUUUUUAUCCCUAAAAAUUUUUCAUCUGUUUUAGAUGUCGUUCAGAAAAAAACCUUUUUAAGGUAAAAAUCAGUUAAAAAUGGGCAAUUAUAAUUGUUUUGAAGUUCGAAAAUCCUAGGGAGGCCAAGAAGGAAAUUUUUCAGAAAAUGAAUUUCCAACUUUGGUUCUUGAUCUUUGGUUCCGAAAUGAUACACUCGCAGAUGUAUUCGCUUAACUCCAAUCCUGGAAUUUCUUGAACUUUUCUAAGUUCAUUCCUGGUUCCUAAAAAGGUUUGCAAAAGUUUUACCUCUCGUUGUGUUUUUUGUAAUGUGGCUUUGUUUUCCUGUUCUGCAAUAAAAUUGUCAACUGAACCGACGUCCACAAACCUUCCCGACAUCUUGAAAAUAAAAAGGCGGCUUGCCAGUUUUCGCACCAAGGAUGACAAGGCUUGCCGUACGACCACUUUUCACUUUUGAUAAACAUCGUUCGUCCAAUCAGACGCCGCGAACGAUGAUUUUUCACUAGCGAAAUUUCAUCGUUCGCGUCGCUGAUUGGCUGCGACUAAAAGCAGAACGAUUUUUUCAUCACUGUCAUCUGUGUGGAUAAAUCUCAGUACUUAUAAAAUAAAAUGACAGUUCUGAUUCUGUCACCGAGCCUCCCGUAGCAAAACUUAUUUUAAGGUUCCAGGUUGAUGCAUUUGACAUAAACAAAUGUGUUAUUUGUCAGCGAGACAAAACAAUGCUUACGAAGAACAAAGGAGCAAGAUCAAGAGAACCCUUAAAGUGCUACUACGAUCAAAAUUUAAUGUCAAGUUUGUUACAAAAACGCUUUCUUUUCAGCUUAUCAGAAGUGGCUGUACCUGUUUCGGUCAUUGAAGUGAACUUUGGCGCCCUCUAAGUGAAAAUAUUGAGAUUGAAAAUGAUUUAUGUUCCAGUGACAAAGCUAUUGUUCUCUGAUUGUGACGUCAUUUUCUGAACACGCAAAGAAAACAAACCUGAACCGUGAGAAAACAGCGAGCGAUUCUCAAAGCUUCGCUCGUCUUCGCCCGAUUCUGGAAUUGUGAAGGAGGAAAUCAUAGAUUACGAUGACUCUGUAGAACCAGCACCGACUGAAUAUGAGAAAGUCAAAUACUAAGGGCAGCUAGCCUGAGAGAAGGAAAAAACACACUCUACCAAGUCGUAUUUUAUGCAGUUUGUGCCGACGGAGAGUCGGACUACUGGUAGGUGUAUUUGUAUACGUACUGGCAAUAAUAAUAAUAAUACACAGGCAAGACGAUCGAGAGUCAGCACCAAUUUCACCUGCCUUCUAGCCACUCUCGAGUGCUCAUUUCAGUCCAAGUGAAGAUAAAGUUUUGCUUUAUAGCUCUUCAGGCACAGCGAAUCAGAGUGGGUGACGUUUUCAGUUCAGCUAAGUUUCAGUUCUAAAGCAGCCAGCUCGUUGUCAUGCAUGUGUCUUUUUUUACCAUCUUAAACGGACGGCUUUCUUUUAUUAUUGAAAAUUUAAUUGUUACUUUAGUGUUGCGUAUCUGAGCUGAGGAUUUUAAAAUUAGAUUUAAUGUUAAGUUCUCUCUGUCAGAAAAGUUAAUUUACUCAUUUUCAAUAUAAAUAGAUAAAUAAGGGGAUCGCUCGCUCUUGAUUUGGUAUAUCAAUUUAAUAAUUUUCAGUGCUGACAUUAAAGACUGUCACAUUCUUUAUAGCUCAUGUUUUUUGAAGUAGAUAUUGAUACUUGUAUUAAUAUAAAUCUAGACCACCGUCCGACGUUCGCACGGGGGGGGCCUGGCGGGUCUUUUUGGUCAUAGGUAAAGUACACCAGUUUAGUAAAAUUACUACAACCCAGCAGUAGUCACAAGAUUUUUAGUAACCAAUCAUUAUGCGACAAGUCUAGAGCGUAGCAAUUCUUAGAGCUGGGACAACUAGGGUUAUGCGCAUUUUAGUCUUUCCAAGCAGGCAAGCACUUCUAUCUAGCAAGCCUCUUUUAGCUUUUCAAGUAAAAUUUUCUUUUGAUCAUGGCAACUGCUUCAGACCUCAAGGCAGAUCGCAGAGUCGUAAAAUGUCCAGGGUGUAAAACGCCUAUAAAAGAUCACCAUUGGGGUAUUCCCUCAAAGUUUUGCGAGGGGUUCGAGAAAUCCUCGCCUAAAAACGAAGUGGAAACUUCAUCUCCGAGCGAAACAGUUUUCUCCGCCUUGGCAGCUGAGUUAGAGUCCUUAGAACUCGAAGAAGAAGAAUUGCGGCGUUAGGAGGAAGAGUCGAACAUGCGGAAACGGAUAGCGGAUAAGCGAAAGCUCAUCGAGAGGCUCCGAAAAUCUGGCUAAGGAGAUGCUGCUGGUGAGGACAACACCCCCCGCUUGACAGUCAAGGAUCUACCGAAGGUGGAUUUCAGCGAUUCUGAGGGCAGAACCCCUCUUGACGAAUUUUUGGCUGGUUGGGAAGAUCAGCCCCCACGGACACGAUUUGGAAGCGUGCUGGAGCUUGUGAAGGCGGCCGCGUGCAGUCAUCUCACCAGCCGUCGAGUACGGAAAUGUUUCUCAAACCCAUGAAGACAGCGAAGGGUGAGAAACCAUGGCUCAUGAUAGACUAUGUAAAUAACGUUGUCCCCCAAGAAGAGGAAGAGACCUUGGGCAACCAAGGAAGUGCUAAAAUUGUGGUGACUUAUGGGCCAAAAAAGCCAAAAUUAGAGUCCAUUUCUAUCCCACAGUGGGUGGUUGCGAACACUCGUAUUUUUUAUACCUUACUCUAAAAGGGCAAAUUAUCUACUCAAUCGGCUAUUCAAGAUUAUCUAGCCUACACGGUCAAAAUAAUGGAAUUGAUAGCUAGGUACGAUUGGAAGUCUAUUCUUAUGUACGAUAAUGAGUUUAGGAAAUUGCAGGCUAUCUAUAAGUUUUCAUGGAGUUUUGACUCCACGCAUUUGCAUACGGUUUUACUUCAGCCCAUUUAUGAACCUAACCCACCCACAGCCACUACUAAACCAUCUGCUUCUAAUACCUACCAGCGCAACGCCUUUGCCAGCUUUACGCCAGAUGGUAGGGUUAUCUGCCGCAAUUUUAAUGGGCCCAGGGGUUGUACACUCCCAAAUUGUAAUUUUGCCCAUGUCUGUAAUCGCAAGAUUGCAGGGAAGGCUUGUGCCAUGUCUCAUCCAGGGUUCUCUCACAAAGUUGCCGAACCUCCAAGCGCGCAAACACCGCAAUGACUACCCCUACAUAAAUUAAGUAAUAGUCCCCUUAACCGCAAUCUUUGGCUGUUAGAAUUAUUCCUAUUAUUCCUAAACCAAAUUUCCCUGAAAUUCGCCUCAUCCAUGAUUGCUCUCGUCCGCACGGACAGGCUGUAAACGACUACAUCACUACCAAUUCUUUUAAAUUUCAAACUCUUGACGACGCUACUACAUUACUGCGGCCAAACUAUUAUAUGGCAAAAAUUGACCUCUGGCAUGCAUACCGCUCUGUUCCCAUUCACCCCGACAAUUAUAAAGCAACCGGGUGCAAGUGGCAAUUUCUUGGUGAUCAUAGCUAUACUUAUUUUUACGAUACUCGUUUCCUUUCGGAGCCAAAAGCUCACCGGAAAUCUUUCAUCGCAUUACGCAAUCGGUCCGCCGUAUGAUGGCCAGACGAGGAUUCCCUAACAUCAUCGUUUACCUUGACGAUUUCUUCGUGAUUGGCGCCACACGAGAAGAAUGCCAGCUUGCAUACGACACGCUUUUUCAACUGUUGAUCGACCUUGGUUUUACCCUCAGUGAACAUAAACUGGUGCCGCCUACUCAGCGCUUAACCUUUUUAGGUGUGGAACUCGACACCAUGGCUGGCACUAUGACCUUACCGGCGGAUAAACUGGCAGAGUUACAAACCGUCGUCCUCGAAUUUCAAAACAAACAACGUGCGAGCAAAAAACAACUGCAACGGUUAGCCGGCAAAUUAAAUUGGGCAUGUCGUGUCGUUUAUGGGGGCCGUACUUUUCUCCGCCGUAUUCUUGAUGCCAUGAAUGCGUUGAGCCCUUCUGGGAAAUUCAGGUUAGACUCCUCUUUUCGCAGCGAUAUCGCCUGGUGGGUGAAUUUUCUACGCAUCUUUAAUGGCACUAGGAUGUUUCUAGAUCGCUUAGCGACAGUCGACGUGUCCACUGAUGCAUGUCCCGUUGCAGCUGGUGGCUAUUUCAGAGGUGAUUGGUUCUAUCAUCAUUUCUCGCUGGACUCCCCAGAAUUGCAGAACCUUCACAUAAACCACAAGGAGACCCUGGCAAUUGUACUCGCCGCACAACGCUGGGGUCCAUUGUGGUCCCAUCAACGCGUGGUUAUCCAUAGUGACAACCACGCUGCUGUGCAGAUCAUCAACAAAGGAACCACCGCCAGUCCUGUUGUCAUGAACGCCUUGCGCACGCUAUUUUGGCUUUCGGCUCUUUACAAUUUUCACAUCACUGCAGUUUAUUUGGCAGGCACUGACAACGCCCUCGCAGAUUCUAUCUCGCGCAUGAGACUACCGGCCUUCAUAAUUUUUACGCAUUUCUUUGUAGUAAAUUUUCUACCGUUUCUGCUAACUCAGUCCCGUUGGCCGCGCAUAUGUCUGUUUACAGCGUUAACUACCUUUUCUUUCAGGUCCACGGGAUCCUACCCUAGCAGCACAGCUCACAGAGGAAGUUCAGUACUAUCGUUCCCAGCUUUUCGCCAUGUCUACCAAAGCGACCUACAAAACCCACCGCAACACCUACUUUCGCUUCUGCAAUCGCAUGGGCUACACACCUGUUCCUGUGCAAACACCACAUCUUCUUCAAUAUGCCGCCUUUUUGGCUCGUUCGCUAAAACCACAAUCUCUUCGUGGCUACCUACACAUUAUUGGUAUUUUACAUAAGAAGUUUGGCUUCCCCAACCCUUUGAUCGACAACUGGCCUCUAAAAUCUUUGCUCACUGGAAUCAAGCGCGCCGUAGGUGCCCCGCCAAAUCAAAAACUACCUAUUACUGAGGCUAUACUUUUGCGUCUCCAUUCUACGUUAAAUUUUACCCUCAGCUUCGAUGCUUCAUUUUGGGCAUUCUGUUUAGUCGCAUUUUUUGGCAUGUUUCGUAAGGCGCACUUGUUACCUAUUUCCUUGGGCAAGUUUGAUUCUAGCAAGCAGCUUACUAAAGCUGAUUUUCGGGCUUUUUCCUGGGGUACACUCAUCACUAUUCGCUGGAGCAAAACUAUUCAAUUUCGGGAACGGGUGGUGGAAAUACCCUUACCACGUAUUCCCCGCAGCAGGUUAUGCCCGACCACCGCCAUUAUUCUUGCCUUUAGCUUCACCCCUUCUACCCCAGACAGCCAAGCCUUCAACUGGGUCCCAACCCCUUCAUCCGACCCACAGAUUUUUACCUAUGCAUUAUUUCUACGUAAGCUAAGGGACCACCUUUCCCUUAUUGGUAUCGAUCCUACGUUAUAUGCGGGUCACUCUUUUCGUCGCGGGGGGGGCGUCCUUUGCUUAUCAGUCUGGCGUUCCGAUAGAACUUAUUAAAGCAUUAGGCGACUGGCGCUCGGAUACCAUCCUCAUCUAUCUAACCAUGCCUCUUACUAUCAGACUCAAAACAGCUAAUAUGCUUUGUAAAUCCAUUUUAUCUCACUCCACCUAAUUUUCACACUCAUAUCACUUCACUUGGGUUUGGGCUGUUUCUAUUUUAGGACUUUGAUCAUAAGUUAGAAUAAGUAUUUUUCAAUAGGUGUACUAGGUUUACGCGUUUAUGUUUGUAAUAAAGACUGUCAGACCCAAAGUGUGUACAUGUGGUGGUUUAGGUGGAUAUUGAUACUUGUAUUAAUAUAAAUCUAGACCACCGUCCGACGUUCGCACGGGGGGCCUGGCGGGUCUUUUUGGUCAUAGGUAAAGUACACCAGUUUAGUAAAAUUACUACAACCCAGCAGUAGUCACAAGAUUUUUAGUAACCAAUCAUUAUGCGACAAGUCUAGAGCGUAGCAAUUCUUAGAGCUGGGACAACUAGGGUUAUGCGCAUUUUAGUCUUUCCAAGCAGGCAAGCACUUCUAUCUAGCAAGCCUAUUUUAGCUUUUCAAGUAAAAUUUUCUUUUGCCCUCCCACCGCUCCCACGGACAGUCUUCUUAUCGUAUACGUAAUUUGUUUCGUGUCUCUGUUUCUAUUUUAGGACUUUGAUCAUAAGUUAGAAUAAGUAUUUUUCAAUAGGUGUACUAGGUUUACGUGUUUAUGUUUGUAAUAAAGACUGUCAGAUCCCAAAGUGUGUACAUGUGGUGGUUUAGAAGGUUGUGUCUGCCUAUGCCUUCCCUAUCGAUUGACUGCAGAUCAUUAUGCAACUUAUAAAUUGCAACACUAAUAGAAAUUCAGAGAUUUUAACUCCUCCAACUAUUGUCAAUGAUAUCCCCUUGUAUUCCCAUCAGUUUCUUUCGAUAGCCUGUCCAUGCACUAACCUUUGGAUACAGAAACUAGCUGCAUGUCACUGUACCAAAACUUGAUAGUUUUGGCGUUCAAUAUUCAUAACGGGUGCUCACAAAACACCGGGACUGCAUCGUGCGCCUUUGGCGCUUUGGUACCCUGCAAGCUUCGGUUCAUCGCGUUUUGAAAGAUGGAAAUUUUGAUAUUCCCGCGUAAAAGAAGACCGAUAAAACGUGUCUUUCAUUGACUACAGUGAAACGCCCGGAAAUGAAGGAUGUUUUGAAAGAAACGGGAAAACUGAUAAAAGUAAAUAUUUGUUUUGAUAAGUGAAAUUAAUGAGAAAUAACCAUAAACUAGUUUUGUUGUUUUGUUUUUUAAAAGCGGUUUGUCUGGUACCAGAUUUGUACAAUUACUUUCAAUCAAACAUGGAUCGGGUUUUGUUAAUUAUGACAGAAUGUAAUUAAAAAGCAUUAUGUUGACAGCUACAAGGCACAUGCUUGCCUUAAGCUGCGAGUAUCCCGCCAUGUUUUAAACAAAGGGCCUCUAACCAAGCCGGCAUUCUAAUCCGCCACAAAUAUGUGAAGCACGUGUCUUUCAAAGUCGCCUAGUACUUAAAAUCGGGGCUCUUCCUGUUAUGACUUUUAUAGAUUACGUUAUGAAAUUGUUGUAUGUGACGUUUUUCUUUAAAUUCAUUUAUUAUUCAAACCCAGGUGUGCAUAUUUUUGGAUGCUCUCUUUACUGGGACCUGAGCUUUGAAGCUUUGGCUAGACAAGAAAAUAUAUACAGUAGUGUAUUAAAUAUAUUAAGUUAGCUCUCUGGAAAAAAGUCACAGACACGUGAUUUAUUUGAUAUAUAGCAUAAAGGAACAAGGAGGAAGAAGGGUAGGAACAAUGACUGUAGCAAAAGGCCAAGGACAUGAAACUUGUUGAGUAGGAGGCAGAAAAUUUAUCAAAGGACUACAAACAGGGGAAGAAAGAAAGACGUAUCAAAAUCAAAUGUGUCAUGCUAUUUGGCUGCAGAUGUUUUGGUAAUAAAAUCUUAUUAACCCGUGAGCUUGGUACAAUGUCUACAAUUGGCACAUCAUUGUGACAAGAAAAAUAGAAAGUGCCUGGGUAACCAGUGUCUGUAAAGCUGGAUUAAGAAUAUAUAGGAAUUUCUGACUUGAAACACACAAAAGAGGCCCUGCCAGGGUAAAUUCCGACAAGCGACAUGGCCCAAAAAGUAGCGACAGAGCCUAAAAUGAAAUCGCGACAAGCGACAACCUCCUUCGGCCAAAUUGCGACAGUGACGGCAAAGCCGAGAAUAUGCGACAAAGAACGGUGGUUUGGCUAAUUUAUCACCAGUCUGAAUGCCAUAAAGAAGUAAGUUUUGUUAAUUUUCCUUGUGCUUCAGAGAUUGUCUAUCGUCAGGGAGUUUCAGUGGACCAUCCUGAGUGCGUCGCUGUUGGCCCUUCGCGUAUUCAUUUACGCUACCCCGCACAACUCCUGGGAGACCUUGGAACUAGGUUGUCCGUCAAAUAGUUUAACUUCACGUACGCUUUACAUCUCUUUCACUGCUUUCAUAUACACUAUAAUGCGGGUGUCUGUAAAACGCGGACCGGAUACCUGCGGAUGGCGUAUGCGGAUGGGAAAAUGCGGAUGGAAAAAUGCGGAUGGAAAAAAAUGCGGACAACAAAAAAAGUAAGAAGGAAAAAACGAGAAAUGCGGAUGGCAAAAAAAAAAUAAAAAAUAAACAAACAAACAAUGGGAAGAAAUCUUUCUUUCAAGUAGCUGUCACAUGGUUGGACCCUUCACUUACAUACAGAACGUGAUGCCAAUAGUUGACACAGUUAUUUUGUACCCUGUAAUUCCUUUCAUUAAUGUCACAGAAAUAAGGACGCUCCGUUCCUCCUCCUUAAAUGCACACGUACAUGGUGCACUUCUCCUUUGAGUGUUUAGCCUAAGGUUUGCAGGCAAGGUAAACAGCUCAAAAAAUCGGCUAGCAAAGGUUCGCUUAUUUUGCACUGGCCUCUUUAAUAUUCUUCUCUUUACCAAAUAAGGAGCCAGUGGUCCCUGCAAUCACGGGUCAGAAUGCAGAAUAUUACCAUACCAGCAUCCUAAAGGUUUAGUUUAUGGCUUUUAUGCAAGGUAAACAGCUCAAAAAAUCGACGAGCAAAGGAGGUGUCUGCAAAACAAGGACCGGAUACCUGCAGAUGGCGGAUGUGGAUGGGAAAAUGAGGAUAGAAAAAAUUGUGAACAAUAACAAAAACAAAAAAACACAAAUUUGGAUAUAUAAAUUGUGUCACUAAAACAUUUCUUAACAAAACAAAACGUGUAUAACGUUGUUCGGACAACAACAACAAAAACGGACUGAAUUUGCUCAAAUUAAAAGGAAAUUAGAGAAAACAAACUAUACCAAAAAACAGGGUGAAGUACGCGAAAAAAUCGGCGUGCUUUGCGCCGCCUAUUUCACGCUUGCCCCGCUAAAUCGCCAUGUUUCCUCACAAAGGAGCCUGAUCGUCAAAAGGGCUCAUAAUACAAAUCAACUUUCGCUCUGCCUUGACUCUGGUCGACUCUGCCAUAGCAGAUAGUUCAGAGAGUGAUUGAGAACUGCAGUGGUCUUCUGUUACACAAUUUCCUCUCGGUUUUGUGUGAAUCGGUCUUGUUUAAUGAGGGUUUUUCUACAGAAAUUCAUCUUCAAGCAAUAUGCCGCACCCUCAACGGAGUCAUAUUUCUGGCCUUCGUUCCAUUUUCACAGUUUUACGAAAAGCUUCCAUCAACAUAUAAAAAAUGCUGAUCUGGUGUAGACAUAGCUAAAAAAUUUAUAUAGUGUUCUUAAGAAGCCGCUUGUUUUUUUUCUGAUUUGUAAUAAUGAAACAUCUUUCCAUGUAGAAAAAAUAUGUUUGGUCGCUGCUUCGCAGAUAGACGGGAGACGGGAGCGGGCCAAAUAAUUCGAAUAUUAUAUAAAUUAUUUUCGAUUCCGAAUUCUGCCCUUCACGCUUUUAAACUAAACACUCACUGAGGAUAUGUUUUCGAAACUAUUUUGCUAACAGAAAAAUUCGAAACAAAAACAAAUGAAACAGAAAGUAGCCUUCAUUAAUGCGUUUCCAAGCGACACUUUUUUGCGGGAGUUUAAUUUUGCAGAUUAUUUUUACACCUUUUCGGGAAAUAAUUUUUGCGCUUGAUCAAGAAGUCUGUUUUUUUUUCUUUUUAAUCUGCAGUAUAUUUUGCAAUUUUAAAAAUUCGAACUCAUUAUUCGUGCACUUAUAAAUUCCCAAAGGGUAGAACUUGUAAAAAAUAAAUCCACAUGAGAUGCCAAUCAACUCCGCCUGAUCCGCCUAUGCCAAAUCGGAACGUUCGGCCUUUUUUCUGGUUGAUGCUGCAAUUUUUUUUGUCUUGAGCCGCUCAAACACAUGAAUAAGUCUUGAUUUGAUUGCCCUGAGAAUAGCCUUUCUGUAAGUUGAGUACACUAUAUCCAGUAGGAGCAAAGAAAUCAUGCCUCCCCUUCUUAGCGUGAUAACAAUGACAUUCCUAAUAAAGUAAAUGUUAACAAAAAUAGCGAUCACUCGAUCCUGAAAGUAAAGACAGACUGCUUCGUGAAUUACACCGCUUUAGGAUGCUGGUAUGGUAAUAUUCUGCAUUCUGACCCGUGAUUGCAGGGACCACUGGCUCCUUAUUUGGUAAAGAGAAGAAUAUUAAAGAGGCCAGUGCAAAAUAAGCAAACCUUUUCUAGCCGAUUUUUUGAGCUGUUUACCUUGCCUGCAAACCUUAGGCUAAACUCUCAAAGGAGAAGUGCACCAUGUACGUGUGCAUUUAAGGAGGAGGAACGGAGCGUCCUUAUUUCUGUGACAUUAAUGAAAGGAAUUACAGGGUACAAAAUAACUGUGCCAACUAUUGGCAUCACGUUCUGUAUGUAAGUGAAGGGUCCAACCAUGUGACAGCGACUUGAAAGAAAGAUUUCUUUCCUUAACUGUUUCUUUGUUUAUUUUAUUUUAUUAUUUUUUUUGCCAUCCACAUUUCUCUUUUUUCUUCUUCUUACUUUUUUUGUUAUCCGCAUUUUUUCUUCCAUCCGCAUUUUCCCAUCCGCAUCCGCCAUCCGCAGGUAUCCGGUCCGCGUUUUACAGACACCCCUAUAAUGCACCUUGUUUUCCCCCUCAGCGUUUUGCAUAACCAUUGUUUCGAAAUUCUCCAGGAUAUUACAGUCGUCCCAAGAGAAAUCGAAAACAAUGGUUAUGCAAAGUUUUGGGGAGGUAAACAAGGUGCAUUAUGGUCUAUGUGAAAAUGGUGAAUACUUUGCUUGUUCCUGAACUUCUCACAUCCUUGUCGACCUCUGCCCGACGGUGACAACGGUGGAGAGACCAGGGACCACGUAACUUAACCAGCGACCUUCCAACCGAUCUCACAGAGUAGACCACCGUUAACCGGCCUUCACGUGCGAUUUAUCAGGUCAGUUAGUCUUAAAAUGUUGAACGUGGAUCACUUAGGGUGUGUUGACAGUGUUCCUUUAAGCGAAUCCAAAAACGGAUUUCUGAUCCGAGAUUUGCCGGAUUUCGCGGUCGAAAGGAACGUGAAAUCCGAAAUUGGAUUUGUGACCUUGGUAACCUUUCGCAAACGCGUGCAAUAUGCAUGACAGCCUCAGCCUAUCAAGAAAUGACAUUUUUUCUACUGUUUGACAAAUUAUGCGAUUAUACCGUACAGAAUUUUGUGGUCGGCAGUUCGAAUAACAACGAUGAAACAUACUGAACAGACCAAGAAAGGAGCGCGCUAAAGUUGAAAAUUAUCUAAAGGUUGUCGGGUCAGUUUGAUCCAGUUUCGUAGCUCGGUUUUUUAUGUCACACGAUGGAGUGCCUAUCGCGUCCACAAGCGAGUUUGUAGAAAGAUAGCAGCUAUUUGUCCCUUUUAGCGACAAAUGGUCAGCACAUAGAUAUUUUACUGUACCACUAUGAACAAGCUUCUAGUGUUUUCAGAUGUUUGACGGCAAAUGGCAGCAAUUAGGAAACUCUACGGGAAAUACAGCUGGAUCAUCUGACUAAUUUCGAAUCCACUGUGAAUGGAACAGUGUAGAUCACUAAUCCGUCAAUCUGGAUUCGGAUUCUUCGGAUUUCAAAUCCAAUGUGAAUCCUUUUCCUUUUUCAAAAAGGAUUCACCAGAUCAAAAAUCCGUUUUUGGAUUCACCGAAAGGAACAGACCCUUAAUUGUGAAUGGCGAUGUAUAGGUGUUCUAUACGCAAAAGGUUAACUGAGAAAUUGCACAACUGUAAUGGUUUCUUUACAACGCAUCGCUAUCCCCCUUUUCUAAAAUUCCGACAAAGACAAAGAAUUUUCGUUCAAUUUCCGACAGCGACGUGAAGCAUUAAUAAACACUGACACGAGACGUUUUAAAAUUCAGACGAGCGACAUGGGAGCCCCCCCUGGCAGGGCCUCACAAAAGUGGUUGUUGUCCACAUUAACUACUGUGCCUACUAAGCUGGUUAAUUUUAAAGAAAAAAUGUAUGCUUUUCCUCAGGACAAACAAAACUGCCUGUUAUAUAUGGGUAUCCAAUUAAGUGGGUGUCUGUAGAUCAUAGAGUGGGUUAUCACUGCAUUAAUAAAUUAUUAUUUGCAACUAACUUUAUGUAUUGAAAAACUAAAUGGUUCAGUACAUCACUAGGUUGCACGAUUCUGCUGAUAACACAGUGUGCCAUAAAUUCACUUGCCUCUAGGAAGAAGUGUUACACAGUGGAAGUUAUGUUCAUCAUGGAGGCCCAUCCUUGAUUGUGCUCUGUGGGUUUUUCUUGUUGUUUUUUUCCAUCGUAAAAUAUGAUUAGAAACUAGCAUUUUUAAGAGUUAAAACCCCUAAGAGGGCCUGGGAUACGCGAGUCGGUGACCACCUACAUUGAAGUGGGGGCAGGGGGGUUGAGAGCAAAUUUGGCUGUUCUCUCUUUGUGGCUGUUUAGAACUGUCAGAUUACUGAACCUUUCUUGAGUCAUUGUUGAGCAGAGUCGUGUUCAUAAAUUUCAAGCCGCUGAGAAGUACCUUUCUCCUGCUGAGCGUGAUUGCACAUGCUGAAUCCACCAUUAGAAGUUUGCAGGUCAUGAUAUUACACUGUAGGUUCCUGUAACGUCUUCAUUUUGUCUAGCAUUUCAUUGAAAUGUGCCAGAGACCACAUCAUCAGCUGAUAUAAUUCGUUUUAAGAAACCGUAGUUCACGGAGUUAAUUCUUCAGAUUUAAUCAAGAACCUUCAUCAAAAAAGACUAUUCCGCAUUGUUGCAAAUGCUACAUUCCUUUGGUUUGAAAAUGCAGAAAUCUAGGACGAUUGACUUUUUGAGGCUUCCCAUGCAUCAGACUGAUGGGAUUAGAUGCUGGAAGAUUCUUAUUCCAACAAAGUUACUAUUCAUAUGAAAAUGUAUAUCACAAUGGAACCUCUAUAACGAAGUCCUCGGUCUAACAAACUAUUUUUUUUUUACCCCGGUAAUAGUAAUAUAUAAGGCAAUAUGAAAAAGAACCUCGAUAUAAGUUAACAAACCUUGUUAUAAUGAACAUAUUUUGCCAGUCCCUUGGCCCUUCGUUAUAUCGAGGUUCCACUGUACUUAAUUUUAUUUAUUUUUCAAAAAGUGUGGAAGCCCCUUUGCCCUGUGUGGGCCCUGCCCUAGCUUGGCUCAGGCUAUAUAAUAACCCCAAAAUAGACUAUGCUAAAUCAGGCAACAAAGAGCAAUAAAAUUGCAGCCUUUAAACAGUAUUACAGCCCUUAACUUGUUUAUUGUAAUCACUGGUAUGACUAAAAAAUAAUGGAUUUGUAUAUUGCACACGGUACGUAAGACCAAAACUUGUCCUCCAGGUUCUUAGCUGGGGCCUCACAUUUGUCUUGUGAUCAACAAGUGUGCAGAUCAUUUAUUGUUACAGAAGGGUGGACAGUGCAGUGUAUGUGGUAAGGGGCCAUGAAACUUCCUCAUUUAUAGGAAUAACAUUAGUCUAUCCCAUAUUUAAAGAUACACCAAGGUUUUUUGAAGUAGCAAGGCUGUGCUCUAAGAAAAAUUGAAAGGAGCCCAGUGCUCUGGACCCAUGAAAUCCUGGGUGCCCAGCACAUGAUUUCUAUGAAAAAACUUCCUAGUUCCCCUGGAACAAUAGUUAAGCACCACGGGCCAACUGGGUGCUGGUAGAGCACAACCUUUAGUAGUGAAACAUAAAGCAGCAGUGAUGAGCGGGUCCAUGAAACUAUCUCAUACAUGUAGUACAUAACCCUCAGUUGCAGUAAAUAUUGCAGUGACCAAGCCUUGGUGAUUAUUCAUUUGCAAUCUGCCAGUCACAUCACUUCAGUGAUUCAGUGCAUGAGUGCCUCUGGAGUUUACUUCUCAAAUUAUGAUAUACUAUAAUUAUAAUUAUUAUAAGUAUUCAAUGCAAGAUUGCAAAACUUUUCAUUAUUCACUCAAAAGAAUAACAAUACACAACAUUCAAGAUAGGAUCACAAUUUUAUUUUACAGACCACAUCAGUAAAUGGUAAUAAUUCUUGCUGUAUUUUACAAAAUUUCAAAAACAGUUUUUACAAUAAACUUGUGUGCAGGGCUCUCUUGCUUCAGCUUGUGGUUUGAACUGUGUCUGUGCAGUUUAAAUCAGGCUCUGAGUUUUGGGAAGACUAAAAUUGAAAAAAGUAUACCUUUUGUUUAGUGAGGUUUAUGGCGACAAGAAUGUUGGAAAUACUAAGGAAUUUACUGUAUAUUAAAAUAUCAUACCAUUCAGAUUGCACCAUGAUCCUGAUAGAUUUUAAUAUUUUAUAAUAAAAAUUUACAAUAGAGCUUUAAAGCUUUUUAUAAAAGCUCAAAGGAAUGUUAAUAGUGGUAACAGAAAAAAAAAUACACUACAAGAGCAAGGUGUGAGCAAUAAUAGUGUUUACAAAACUAGAGGGCUCUCUGUGAUCUGUUGCCUUAGGGCAAAUCUUUUUGAAAGUUUCCUAAAAGUUUCGUAGUCGUCGCGUCCAGUCGAAGAAAGGUCUAAGAAAAAAUUUAUCUUCGAUGACUGCGCCAGUAGUACAAGCAAAAAUCACCACCGGCGAUAUAAAUAAACUUAGCGUUAGGGACAUUCACUGCAAGUUUUGCGAACUGUAAGCUUACCUCCAUGCGCUCCCUCUUUAUGCGAAGAUUUCUUUCCGGAUUCAAGAUCUGUCGAUUGAUCUUUCUUCCAUAUGCUAGAAAACGAUCCAAGUUUAAUUUUACGCUACUGGUUUCCGUUGAAAGCCCCGUAAAUGCUAUUGCAGCACUCUUCGAAGUUAUCAAACCGAGAACACAGCGAAACUGUCAGCUGAAAACAAACCUAUCACAGGUAACCCACAGGGUCGUAACAUGGUAUAUGGGCUCAGGGCUCACAGCCCAAAAUAUGACUGGGAUCAGGGCUCAGAAGAAUGGGAUCAGGGAUCACAAGGCUUUUGAGCCCAAAUCAGGGAUCAGAUUUAUUACACGGUCUAAAACUCUCUUAUCACAAUAUUUUUCCGCAUAAUAAGGUUUGUGUCCAUCGAAUUUCCUGGCCAAGGUGCAUUACCCAUUCUUGCUUUCGGCUGACGGCAGUUCCUGUCAUACGAAGUCCUGGUUGUUUGACGAAAACAUGGUAUCAUAUUCUUAAUUUAUUAAUUAUCAGGGGCACCCAACGGCAAUUUUCGGGAAAAUAUCUGUUCGGAAGACGAUUUGAGAUCUAGAAUUUUCGGAGCAUUUGUUGUAAAAUUUCUUGCUUGCCUGCCUCUCCUACGAUUUUCGAACAUCGACAAAAUGGUAUAAUUACCCAUUUUUAACGGAUUUUGACCCUAAAAAAGGCCACCUAGAAUUUUCGGGAGCCUUUUCCUGGCUGAAGUUUUCGAGAAGGUAAGUCUUUAUCCCUAUAAUAUUCGGAUCACUAGAUUUUCAGCUAGGAAAUCCGAACAGAUGAAAAGUUUUUAGGGGAUAAAAAUAUGCCUAUAUCUACCGUUUGAAUACUAAACUACGUUCAACAAUGCUAUGUUAAGUGGUUUUGAACUAUAUCCUCGUUGGGUGCCCCUGAAUUAUUGAGGGCACCGUGAUAUGAAUCUCAAGUCAAUUUUCUCGCUUUGUAACGCAACUCAUCAACUCUCUGUCAAUGCCAGAAGGCAGAGAAAGCAAUUUUACAGCUCUUUUUUGGCGAGAAAUGGGAAAGACUGAAAAAGGACAAAACGAAAUCCUGUGACAGAGAUAGGUACGUAAGUACUUCCUUGACUGAUUUACUCCUGGUAAGGGUCCAAGCAUAGAGUUUUUCGGCCGAUCAAACAUAACUUAUACCGCCAGGACAAUAGACAAACCGAUUCAUUGAAAGCGGAAUUUACUGUAUAGGUCCCUCUUGUCUCAUCGCCUCAAGCAAGUCACAAGGCGACUAUAAAUCGAGGUUCGUAUUUUUUGACCAGUAACUGAACUCUUAAAAGUGCUUAAAUAAUUAGUCAGAAUAGACGUCAAAAGUAGAAUACAAAAGUGCAAUAAAAAUUAUAUGAAUUCGCGCGCUUUGUUGCUAAAUAAAUGUUUUCUCGUAAUUUAAUAAAUCUGCUCUAAUUGCAUGGAGUUUUAGGGUUAUCUCGAACUCUGAUGAGAACCCGAGAUCGGUUCACCUACCAGUACUAGCAUUGGGCCGGGAAAGUAAAGGACACAUUCCAUUACUGUAUAACUGAUGAAUGCUUGUAUGAUAAAUAGUCUGAAAUUACAGUGUAGAAUUAGUGAAAAUAAGUCAAAGUGGAACACCAACGACUUACCUCGGUGAAAUAAAAGUAACAAAACCUUUAUAUUUUAUUUUCUUUAGCUUUUUUUUAUAAAAUAAACGGUUGAAUUGGUGAAAGGAAUGCUGCAUACUAGGUACAAGUAGCAGAGUCUGCAGGAAGUUAAUAUAUUAUAGCACUUAGCAAGAAGGGUCACCAGUAAGGGGCCCACUAUUUGAUUUUUGAGCCGGGGAUGGGUUAUUUUUUUCGUACAGGGGCUAUUUUGUUUUGCACAAAAUUUACAGAUCUUAGUGACAAUAUUGAUCUGCAAGAAUUUUUUCGGCCCUUUGAGCUAUUCGGCCUCGGCUUGUAACGGUUGGCCCCGAAAGAUAUCACUACCUUAGAUUUGGAGCCUGAAUUUUUUAGUGGAGAGAGAACACCCGCUCUGAACGACUACGCAUCACGGCGGCCCAGCUGCCUUUUAGAAUCAAUAAAGAGGCUCUACCAAUCCUCAUUUAUCUGGUCCUCGAGGCCAUUACACACAGAGAAAGCUGGGUCCAAAGGCACCAGAAUGGCUUCGAAAGUCGCACGGCAAGAGUAAACCUAAAGGAGGAUAUGGACGAGGAAACGAGCGCGGAGGGAAAGGAACGACAAAGGAAGGCAUUCCAGAGCUUUGCGAAAGAAUUCGGACGGGGUGUACGACAGCAACGAACGAGAGGGAAGACCAAAGGAAGUGCUGGUACACUUCCACUUGCUUGGAGUAUGUUCAGAAGGAAUGCGUCGGCACGUGGGGAAGUCGAUCUGCUGAAAGAGGUUCGAGGGAGUGAAGGACAAACUAAACUUCAAGACGUAGCCGAGGAAUAUGAGAUUACCUAUUCAAAAGGCGACAUAGUUGCUCUCAAGCACAAUUACAAGAGGUAUAUCAUUCCUUUCUUCCCUGCAGUUGUUUUGAAAGAUCUCCACCAUAACGGUGACGUAUUCCAGGAAGAUCACAUGGGUUUGAGAUGGCUGGAACAGUCAGAAGAAGAUCCCCUUGUAUACCAGACUGGGCACCGUGACGAUAGAAAUUCACCUAAGUGUAUCAUCGGGAAAGUUCAAAUAAUAAAAGAUGGAAACAACUUCUGUUUGAGCUGCCUUGAAGAGCAACGCCUAGUUGCAUUGCUCCAAGGGUCAGUUGAAUCAGAUGAUUCACCUGCGUCAGGUGGUGAAGAAGAGGUAGGGGAGCAAGCUUAGGCUGACAACUUUUCAGAGCCAAUUAGAUUUGAAGCUGGAAGGAGUAGGUCUGGAAGACCUACAACCAGAUAUGUCCACUGUCAAUCUACAAUGGUUAUUAAGCCAGGAAAAGCCAUUAAUUUUUUUGACACAGAAAAACUGUUAAACUGUAGAACCUGUGGCUUGCAUCUUUUAAUUUUUCUACUUCAUGUAAAGCAGGUAUUUUACUAUUGGUAAUUGAUCGUGAUCCUCAAUGUAACACACACAGAGUGAAAGAGAAAAUUCACAUAAGGCUACACUCUAACAACAUCAACAGGGAUAGCAGAAUAGAAAUUCCAGAAGCUUGGUUGCCCUUAAUCAAGAAACACAGCAAUAGGAGAUCCGUACGACAGUGGACCAGUGAGGCAAAAGCUCAUACAAACAGUGGAGUAAGAAAUACACCAAUCUCAUCGGCUAAUAAUCGACCAACCAGAACCAGAUCUUGGAGUCAUAUAAGUUCACGUGUGACCAGUCAACGAAGACUAGCAAGGCAAGGUCUUUAAGUGUUGCUUUUUCUCAUGAACACUUGAUAUACGCAGUUGAAACGUCGCGAUCUGCUACAUCAUUCAGUGAUUGAAUCGUGAGACAAACAAUUACACUUUAUUAACAUCAAUAUUGUAGGCCAGUAACACGGCCGACGUGAAAUUUUUGGUUGCAAGAGUCUCUUUGGAAAUAAAACAUAUGUGACCCACACAGCUCGGACAAUGAUUAACUGGACAAGUUAUCCGGGCAAGCAGAUGUUCGUAUGGGACAGGAAUUGGAAAGCUAGAGGAAGACCUUAGUUCAGAAGUACGUAACAGUGACGUUAAUUCAACCGGGGACCAACCAGCGCUAGCUGUGUUUACUGUUUGACUAAAUUGUAUUUAUUCGAAUUUUGAAUCCAAUGCUUUCUUGUGGGAUGAUUGGCUUAUAAACCUCCGGGUGGCCUUGCUCGUAUGAGCAACACUGAAAAUAAACCUUAUAAAUACUCUUGAUGAACGUUACAUCUGAAAAAAAUCAAGAUUCCGCCGCAAGAUCUUUCAAGAUGUACGAUACUUAAAGGGAAGUGGACUACUUUUAAUGUAUAAAUUAACAAUAACUUACAUUCUGUAUCUUACUAAAGCUCCCGUUCAAGAAAAUGAGGUUUUAACAUUUGUCUAGUAUCGCCAAACAUUAUAUUUAAAGUGUUUUAAAUAGAAUAAAGCACAAAAAGAGGUUUACUCAUAUUGUCUUUAAUGCUCUGAUAGAACCUACAACUUGCACUAAAAAUUAAAGUUAAUGUUUUUCUCAUCAGCCCAUUUGAGCAUGUUCUAUAUUCUAUAUUUGGAGAUAAACAAAGUUGUCUAAGUUAAAAUUUUGUGUAAAAUCAUGGAUGGGAUCAUUUUCUUUAUCAGGGCUCAGGGAUCAAAAUGUUGGGGAAAAUGGGGCUCAGGGAUCAAAAUAACGGCAAGAAAGUAGGCAUCAAUGGGUCCCGGAUAUACCAUGUUACGACCCUGACAUAUGGUCCGCGGAGUGGGAGUAUUCUGCCAUAUUUAGCAGCUUCUCUAGCGCCAGCGCUGGAGUAUGUGUGCUUUUUAAUAAUAAUUUCAACUUUCAAAUUUUGAAAUCCUUUUCCGAUCCAGAGGGAAGGUUCGUCAUGGUUGAUAUCAAAUUAGAAAGUAAGAUCUUAACGUUGGUUAAUAUACUUAUAUACUUAACUGAGACAAUAGCUCAUUACGUCAUGCACAUAUAUUGUAAAAUAUAAUGCAAAAAUUGAAGUAUGCUUCAACCAAUCAGAAGUACUCUCCAAAUCUAGGUAGUGACGCGUCAUCAGUAUGGAAUUUUUACGUUGGUUCCUCAUACGUCAUUUCGCGAGGAAACCAGUGGUGGCGUCGCGAAAUGUAGGCUGUUUUUCUCAGGCUAGAGGAAAGGAAAAUGUUUUGGUUUUGCGAAUUACUAGAAGCAGGUUUUCAAUGUGUCUGAAGUCACUUCCAUUUUUCUGCGACGAUUGUAGUGAGCCAGUAUAAAUGAUUUGUUAGAUUCAAGCACUUUUGCGCAGAUUAUCUCAUAGUUCAUCAGUUGAGAGAGAUUGUGGUUAUUCUUCAUGAUAGUUAAAAUUUAAUAAAGGAGUUAUUUUUAUCUCACUUGGAAUAUAGAAGACUGCUUUACUACUUACAGUAUAUCACGAACAAAUUACAGACUGGUCUGCAAGAGUUUUUCAUCAUUCAUGACAUUUUAAAACUUCGUCGCCACCUUGACACUGAGAUGUAAGGGAGAUUGCCAUGGCAAUUUUGUAAUUUCACACGUGAAAUUACAAAUUAUCGCUGAAAUUUCGCGCCAAAAUUAAGGAGUAAUUCGUCACCUAUAAUAUUAGUAUGUGUAAUCAAAUGGUGACGAGUGAAAUUAGGGAAUAAUUUCACGAGCGUUUUGUCCAAAUCCUAAUAAUUUCCCGAGCCUUUAACCUAUUAAUAUCAUGGGUGACGAAUUACGUUAGCAAUCUUGGAUUUUUGACAUGUUUAUCCUGGAUCGUAUCGAUCGAGAACUCCACUCUCUCAAAUGUUUAGAUCUUAAAUUUGGCUUAUAAAGUUCAGAAUUUUUCAGACUUUUUCGGCAAAGUACUUGUUAGAAUCCUUCUUGAUGUUCUCUUGUGUGUUCAGGUUUUCUAAAGCGUCUUUUUGUGCCCUGACAUCUUCAUUCACGGCAUUUUAGAACUUCGCCGCCAUCUUGACACUGAGACGUACGGAAGGGUCGCCAAGGCAAUUUUGUAAUUUCACAUCUGAAAUUACAAAUUAACGCUGAAAUUUCGCGCCAAAAUUAAGGAGUAAUUCGUCACCUAUGAUAUUAAGAGAGAAAUCUAGUCACACAAGGAGUGAAGACGACCACCUACUUUGAGUAGGUGCUUCAGCACCCGCAUCACAACUACCCCACAAUACAACAUUUUCAGGACGUCUAAAGCCUGCCUUGGGUAAAUUGGAAAUAAGUAAUCCUUUUGUUUGUCUUUAGGGUGAUUGUGAUUUAUUUUUACCAUAGGUGAAACAGACGGUUAAUGCCUAUGACACGAAAAGCUUGCUGUUUUGGCGAGAGCUUUACUAGUUGCGGAAUAUCUUUUUUAUGUAUCAAACUUCUAUCUCCUCACCAACGUCGUCACAACUUUGCACAUUUUUUCUGCAUGCUUUAACGUCAUCUUACUUCCCUCAUUUCACUACCUACAUGGUAUUUAGUUUACGUGAGGAAGCCACGCGAAGUGAUCUAAAGUUCCAGAUCUAGAAACACCCCAUUGUAAGGUAAUUGGGAUUCCGGAAUCCGGGAAAUUUUUUGCGUCUGGAAUUUGGAAUCCUGGGCUUUUGAAAUACGGAAUCCAGUUCUAGCUAACAAUUGAAACCUAGAAUCCAAGUUCCGCUGACAAGGAAUCCAGGAUCCAGCCUGAUCUAAAAUCCGGAAUCUGCAACGUGGAAUCCCAUUAAUCUAAUCCGUUUAAAGAUAAGUAGAACCGUGGGAAUUCUAGCAAAGCUUAGACAUAAUAUUCCAUUACGUCCUCUCUUAAAUAUCUAUCAAGCCCUUAUCAACCCCUAUCUUUAUCAUGGCAUCUGUGCUUGGUGCUCUGCACCUAAAAUUUAUUUAAAUAAGAUGCUCUUAAUUCAAAAACGAGCCCUACGCCUGAUUUACUUUAAGGAUUAUAAGCAACAUUCUGUACCAUUUUUCUUAAGUUCGAAAGUCUUUCUCCUAUCUUUUAUUUACUUUGAUUGUCUUUGUAGUAUCAUGUGGGACGUUGCUAACAAUUCUGCACCUGAAAAUAUCAAGCGAGCCUUUACUAGGAUUCCUGAGGUGCACUCAUAUCCUACCCGAUCUUCUCUCAAUGAUGAUUUCUAUACUGAACACUCAAGGCUUGAAAAAAUGCGUAGUUAUUUUUCUAAGAGUUGGACCAAAAAUCUGGAAUACUUUACCCUCAGAUAUGAGAAAAUCUACCUUUCGGAAAAAGAUAAGGAAUGAGCUCUUUGAAAUUUUAUCUAAAUCUGAUGACUAUCUUGAAAUCACUGAAAUCAUGCAUCAGCUUAAAUUUAACUAGCUCAGGAACACGACUAAACUUAUAUUCUCUGUGUAAAUCAUAUUGUAAAUUAGCUUAAUACAUGCUAUAGUUUUUAUUUUGCGGCAGCUGGUACUGUUUGUAAAAUAUUUCUUUUUUCCUUUCCUUUCUUUAAAUUUUUGUGUCUCUUCGCCCGCCUCGAUUAGGCUCUCCUAUAAGCGGGUGGAAGCUAUCGUGAAAUUGUAAAUUGAGAUUGAAUAAAUAAAGUUGAAGUUGAAGUUGAAUCAUUCUAAGACUAUCUUGGAUUACCUUACAUGGGCGAUCUAGAGCCUAAUUUUGUUCGCUUCUAUUCAACUGAUUAAUUAUUAAAAGAGAUGGUCAGUAUUGCUCUCCCGCCACUUUUUUUUGUUCAGUAAUAGCGCGGCGGUGUCGGUGAUAGAAGAGGUGGUGGUUGUUCUUAUACAAAUUAAAAGUAGAGUGUUGUAAAUGAGAUCAACAAUUGAUAGUUAGUUCAAUAAAAUGUAUUUGAGAAAGUAUCUUUCACCAAAGGUCAGUGUUUAUAAUGAAAUAAAAAUGUUGUUUCAUAAUAUGAAGAAGAUGAUCUCAGAAACGAGAAACUACUUCACAGUUUUACAGGGUGCAAAUCAAACAAAAGGAGACAUUUGCCGAGCUGAAAGGCGGGUGGUUGAAAAACCAAACCAAUUAUCUUCGUAAAAAGUAAUUUUGACACAGUGACAAAUAAUCUCGCUCAGCAGUAUUUUUACCACAUUUUGUGUCUUAAAAUUCAGUUAUUUCUGAACCACUCCCACCAUAAGUCCAUUUUCUUUUUUCUUUAAGAGAUGUUUUCUUAUCUGAAACCUAUUAAGUAGAUGACAGCUUUGUAAUAAAUAAUUUUAUUCUAUAUCUGCUGUGUUUGAAAAUCAGAUUUGGAACAAUCCUUCCAAUUGCACCUGUCGUAAAAAUUUCUCAGAUCUAAUUUGUUUUUUCCAAAUGCAAUUCAUAUAUGUGUAUAAUGUCACCGCAGGAUAGAGUUCCACCUCAUUUGCAGCUUUUGUUUUUCAAUUUUGCAAAAAGAAUGCUGUGCACCUAUCAUAUAGACAGCAAACAAGAAGUAGAUUUUAAGAAUAAGACAGAUGGAUCGUCGCUUCCUUAAAGUACGUUUGCCAGAAAAAUUGCUCAAUUUUGGGAUAAAAGAACAGUUGACAUUCUUAAAAGGGUGCAGACAGCAAACAAACUCUACAAGAAUAGGAUGAACAACACAUCAUCAGAAGUGCUACGGUUUAGGUUGUCGUCACUGGUACCUAAUAAUAACGACAGGCAAUUUUUAUGGUUAAAAUUGACUUUCGGUCUGUACAUUGUAACUUUUAUCCUUGGUUGUAUAGGAAACGUAAGUGUCUUGAUUGUCACUGGUUUCAAGACAAUAAGAAGGCGACGUCCACACGAAUUGUUCAUUCUUAACCUUGCUAUCGGUGACUUCAUUCUGAUAGUAUUUUUUAUACCUUUUCAAAUCUACAUCACCAUCGGAAAAUUUUAUCCCUCGGUGGUCUUCUGCAAGCUCAUUGCGCCUUUAAUCACGGUAGCUUUUGGAGUGAGCGUGUUCACACUCUCUGUGAUGGCGGUUCAUCGAUGCUACGCCAUCACCAACCCGUUCAAACCAGCUAUUUCGACUCGUUCAGUUUACUUUUGGCUAGCCGCCGUGUGGGUUUUGUCCAUAUUGUUGGCUGUACCAAGCAUUCUGGUUUCUACUUCAUAUUUAAACCGUUGUAUUAAACUAUGGCCAAGUCAAAGCUUAAAAAAGUCGUAUACUUUAAGCCUAUUCAUCGCCAGGUUUGUGGCACCGUUUAUGACCAUCGUAUACGCUUACGUUCGCAUCGCAAAAGACUUAGCACAUACAGCUAGCCGAAGAUAUGAUUUGAGGAAUGGUGAAAUCAGGACAAGGACAGCUAAGUAUGAAAACAUUAAAGUGAUGAAAACUCUGACCGUGAUUGUCGUGUUAUUUGUGUUCUGCAUGUUGCCUAAUCGGCUUGCUACGAUAGUGGUGGUAUUAGGGGACGAGUCAAAGCCGAACCGAAUAGCAGGCCAUGUUCGCCAGUACACUUCUGUUUUAACAAUCUUCCAUAGUUGUGUGAAUCCAAUUGCCUAUGGAGUACUUUCAAAAAGAGUCGUUGCCUGGUUUCGUUUAUGCUUUCGUGGAAGGUCGAAACACCGUCGAAAUAACCAAGGGGACACCGUGAACAUAUUU